Messenger RNA from Tarenaya hassleriana, 1441 nucleotides. Its product is annotated as bZIP transcription factor 44. The transcript has a single exon. Bases 536 to 1051 code for a protein of 171 amino acids. Lineage: Eukaryota; Viridiplantae; Streptophyta; Magnoliopsida; Brassicales; Cleomaceae. Gene Ontology annotation, molecular function: transcription cis-regulatory region binding; DNA-binding transcription factor activity. Gene Ontology annotation, cellular component: nucleus. The record is from RefSeq and is a predicted model, not a curated record. Gene Ontology annotation, biological process: positive regulation of DNA-templated transcription.
ACAAAUCCCUUACCUCUUCCCCUUCCUCCCGCAUUCCUCUCUCUCUCUCUCUGUUGCGUCUUCUUCUUCUUCCGAAUAUAGUUAGGGCUUUCUUUGUCUCUGAGUUUUGUUAGCUUUCUCUGGACAUCCGUACGUGAUUGAUUGAUGUGUCGGCCAGAAUCCGGAUCUUGAUGAUCAUCAUCAUUCAUGUCUCCGGUGGUUAGCGAAAUCCUCCGCUCCGGGUUUAUGGUCGAUUCCUCUCUCCGGCGCAGGACCCAUCUCGUUCAAUCCUUCUCUGUCGUUUUCCUCUACUGGUUCUAUGUUUUCUCGUGAAUCAUCUCCUCCCUCACCUUCUCCAGCUAUAUAAUAUAUAUACACAUGCAUCUGUAUUAUACAUAUAUCUAAUCUUCGUCUCUAUCACCUUAUCUAUAUAGCCCCUGGGUCCUGCGUCUUCUCCAUAUAUACAUACAUAUAUAUAACGCUUUGAUCGAUAGGUUUUUGCUUGUUUUCUUCUGGGUUUGGUUUGAAUCUUGAAUAUAUAUAUAUAUAUCUAUAUAUGAAUAAAUCUGAAAUGGGUUCGUCUUCGACGAGCGGAAACUGCUCGACGGUGAUUCAAAACUCUGGGUCGGAGACAGAUCUCCGGCUACAGGAUUCCAAUCUGAUCGAUGAACGGAAACGGAAGCGGAAGCAGAUGAACAGAGAGUCUGCGAGGAGGUCGAGGAUGAGGAAGCAGAAGCAACUCAACGACCUGACGAUCCAGGUCGCUCAUCUCCGUGAAGAGAACGGUCAGUUCGUGGCCGGGAUCAACGUCGCGACGGAGCACUACGUCACUCUCGAGGCCGAGAACUCCGUCCUCCGAGCUCAGCUCAUGGAGCUCAGCCACCGUCUCCAGUCCCUCAACGAGAUCGUCGAUUUCGUCGCCGGCGGGUACCGCGGUGGCGGAGCGGAGGCUGGCCUUCUCGAAGGUGGAUUUCUCGAAGGAGUUGUGAUGAACCCUAAUUUGAAUCUAGGGUUCUUCACCCAAGCACCGAUCAUGGCUGCGGCUGCUGCUGAUAUCUUCCACUGUCCAUGAUGACACGCAAUGAUCAUCAUCAUCAUCACCACCAACGUAUCGUCAGGGGUAAAACUGGUAUUUUGAAAAGAAAAACGUCGAAUUGUAAGAUGUUAAUUAACUAUAUAUAUAUAGGUUGUAGUAAUAUAAAUAUUGAUGUGAUAAUGAUGAUAUAUUGGAAAAAGAUGUUUUGUAUACGAUGAUGAUGGUGAGACGGUGAUAUAUGAGUGGUAAGUGGAUGGUCAUUUCAGUAGUUGCUUUACUUAAAUUUUAUUUUUGUCUUUUGUUAGGGUUUCUGUUUUUCCUCGUUUGGGCGUAUUUGGUUCCAUGUAUGAUCGUAAAUAAAUAAAUACAAUGUAUGUCACUCAAGCUCCGGUUUCCGGAGGCUUAUAUAAUUCAUUUUGAAGGUUA